GCCGCCACCACCCACACCAGCACCACUCUAGCCGCCGCCCGCGACCAUGGCGGAGGCGGCCAUGCCGGCGGAAGGAGCGACGCCUCUCCUCGAGGGCCUGCUGGACGACAUCGUCCUCUGGGAUAUCCUCGUCCUCCUCGACCCCAAAUCCCUCAUCCGCUGCCGCGCCGUCCGCCGCGCCUGGCGCGGCGCCACCUCCACCCGCCGCUUCCUCCUCGCCCACCACGCCCGCCAGCCCGCCUUCCCCGCUUUCUCCAGCAGCGGGUGCCGUAACUUCCUCGCCCUGGACCACCGGGCCGCCCAGCUCCACACCGUCGCCCGGCACGACGAGCCCUUCUUUCUCGAGGCUUCCUGCGACGGCCUCCUCCUCUCCAGGUCUUAUUCCGGCCGCCGCCUCACCGUCUACAACCCUGCCACCCGUGAGCACGUCUCCCUCAGGUGCCCAUCGUGGGGCUUCAACAUCGUGGGGAUGUACCCACACGGACUCACCGGCGAGUACCGGCUGCUGCUCACCAACUUCAUGGUGCCUGAGGGCCAAACUGGAUGCUAUGUCCUCCCGCUUGGUUCCGACGAGCCACCGAGGUACAUUGGGUGGCUGGACAUGGUGAAACCGCUGUGCAUAGAGAUAUCUGCCCUUGUCCGUGAUAGCCUGCAUUGGUUCCUGCUGAAGCAUGGAAAGUAUGUCUUGGUAUUUGACACCACGGCCGAGUCGUUCCGGCACAUGCGUGGUCCACUUCCUCUUGGCGGCGUUGACGCUGGCCUGUUUGAGAUGGAUGACACGCUCGGCAUCCAUUGCCAUGACGAUGCCAUGGAAAUCGUUACUAUAUGGGUGUUGCAGGAUUACCAAAGUGAGGUUUGGCACUUAAAGUACCGAAUCAAAUUGCCGGUUGCAGAUAUAUGGGAGAAGCUUCAAGUCGGUGGUGAAAGUUGGGGUUUGGGUGUUGGUGUUGUUUCGGGGGAUGGUGACGUGCUCCUGUUGAUCCAUUUUCGUGGGUGGCUGCUUCAGGUUGACAGUGACGGCAAAUUGAUUAAAAGUUUUGAUUGUGGUCACAGAGACCUGUGUAUAUAUGAAUAUCGGCUCAAGCAAAGUCUUGUCAAGCAUACCUUCUUGAGGGCUCUAAAAGGUUCUGAAGGUAGUGCCUCGCCUUUGAUCUGAUGGCUUUUGACUGAGAUGCUGUUUCUUUCUGCCGAACUGUCAUAUGCUCAUGAGCUAGAAUAUUUAUGCAUUGGACCAAGUAUAAGCCUACUGGCCUCCUCUUUGCUUUAUAUUGAUGUAAUAAGUUAUUAUCAGAAGCUUUGGCUGGGGUGUAAUGUGGUUGCAUGAAAUCUAUGCUUGUCUUCAUUACCUUUCGGGCUAAAGUGAUUAUUGUAUGCGAUGAUGCUAAAAUCAAGAUUUUAUUUUGCUCUGCUUUUGAAA
Molecule: messenger RNA, 1417 nt
Organism: Hordeum vulgare subsp. vulgare (domesticated barley)
Lineage: Eukaryota; Viridiplantae; Streptophyta; Magnoliopsida; Poales; Poaceae
Product: F-box/LRR-repeat protein At2g43260-like
Exons: 1
Coding region: 47-1156 (369 amino acids)
Molecular function (GO): protein binding
Source: RefSeq, a predicted model, not a curated record